ACAACAAAAUGGCAGCCGCCGCGGCAGCGCAGUUGCUCGAUGAGUUGAUGGGAAAAAGCCGCAAUUUAGGCGCUUCCGAUAAAAGAAAUGAAACGAACUGGGACGAUCCCCAGGUUUGUAAAUACUUCCUUUGUGGUUUUUGUCCACAUGAGCUAUUUGUGAACACCAGAGCAGACCUUGGAAACUGCAACAAACAGCAUGAUGACGCCCUAAAACAAUCGUAUGAGGCUGACCCAAAGUUUGGUCGUGUUGGCUAUGAAGAUGAAUUCUUCCGAUUUCUACAAGGCCUGGUAUAUGAUGUGGAUCGUCGAAUCAAAAGAGGCCAUCAGAGAUUAGCACUCAACUCAAUGCAGGGGAACACCUUUGCUCCACAUCAUGUCAAUAAAGAAGAGAAAGUUCAGGUUUUAUCAGAAAGGAUCAAUGAACUUGUCGGUCAGGCUGAAGAACUUGGUUGUGAAGGAAAAGUGGAGGAAGCCCAAGGCUUGAUGAAUCUGUGUGAACAACUCAAAGAUGAAAGGAAUCAUUUAGAAACUCAAAUGAAUGUUUCAAUGCCUCAACUGAAAGAAAUGGAGGUGUGUGAAGUGUGUGGUGCUUUCCUUAUUGUUGGCGAUGCCAAACAACGGGCUGAGGAACAUCUGAUGGGAAAACAACACAUGGGCUAUGCAAAAGUCAGAUCAACUGUUGAAGAAUUUAAGGAUAAGAAGAAAAACAAAGAAUUGGAACGGGAAGAACAAUGGAGACUUGAACGAGAAGAGAGGGAAAAAGAACGAGAAAAAGAAAGAGAGGAGAGGAGAAAAAGACGGGAGGACCGAGAGAAGGAAAGAGAAAAAGAAAGGGAGGAGAGGAGAAAGAAGAGGAGUCGCAGCCGGCAUCGCUCCAGGAGCCGUGAUCGAAAGAGAAGUCGAGAUCAUGAUCGACACCGCAGAUCAAGAAGCCGUGACAAGAAGCGAUCAAGGAGUCGUGAUCGAAAAAAAUCCACAAGUAGAGACAGAAAGAGGUCUAGAAGUCGUGAGAGAAAGUACUCCAGUGGUCAUGACAGAAAGCGGUCUAGAAGUCGUGAUCGAAAACGGUCUAGGAGUCGUGAUAGGAAACGAUCAAGGAGCAGAGACAGACGAGGAUCAAAGAGUAGGGAGCGCAGGCACAGGUCAAGAAGUCGAGAUCGCAAGAGCCGCGAUAAACGAUCAAGGAGUGGUAGCAGACAUGGGGAGAAGAAGCGUUCUACUAGCCUUGAAAGAGAUAGGAAGUCUGAUUCAGAUGGUCGAGGUUCCAGGGAGAGGUCGAAGGAUCGUCACAGGUCAAGAGACCAUGAUGGAGAGAGGAGAAGGGACAGGUCACGUGAAAGGGGACAUGAUUAUUGGUUGAAAGAUGGGGAUGAGAAGAGAGACAGAUCCAAAGAGAGGAAUGACAGCGAUGAUUGCAAUGAUGACAGCGACAGUCACGGUGGAGGUGAAAAAGACCACCACAGAGAUUCCAAGAUGGAGGAAAGAAGUCCAGAGGUAAAAGCUCACUCAGAGCACGGAAACAUUGAAGGUGACUUGAAUCAUAACUGAGGUCACCUCAGAGGUAAGUGAAGAGAUAAGUUUUAAUGCUUAUUGGCAAGGGGGCUCAAAAGUUUAUUGAAAUUUUAUGCUGACUUCAAUUCUAUAUUGGACCAAUGAGCUGUAUUAAUAUCGAAGUCAAAGAAUUGGUGCUACUUUUUAUAACUUGACGUUUUCUAACACUAGCAUUUAUAUUUUUAAUCGGUAGUCUGUGAUACCUAUAUUUUACAUAGUUGGUGCUCUACAUGAUGUCAAGAUGUUUUAGGUAAUGAUCCCUUCUCGAUAUCUUUAUGUGCCUUAUAUUAGCAAUAUAGGAUAAACUGAGUGGAAAAUCAGUGGUAUCGCUUCUUGCCUUUCCUUUUGAGCCCUUGAUGCCUGCACCAUUCUAAUCAAAUUCAUUUUCAGAUAUACCAGGUAAGUGGAAAAUGAAAUGCAUGAAAAGCAACAUCUGAAAAAUGUCUUGUUCUGACGAAUUGGUGUAUUGUGUGCAACCUUAUCAACAACAGGACAAAACUACAUCUUGGCUGGAUACCGAGAGAAGAGAUUGUCACUGAGUGAAGUAGAAUGACUUGGUCAACAGACAGAGUGAUUGAGUGAAUCUUUAUUCAGCUGGGAGUGGUAUAAAUUUGAAAAGUCUACCAGAUUUAGGAUUGUGGGAUUGGCUUGUAAUCUUUUGCUUGAAAUAACAUUUGAUGCCCAUGGACAAUUUCCUUUCGGUUGGUUAUGACUAUCAAAAGAUCAACAUCGGCUACUAAUUGAUAUGGUUGGUAAUAUCAACAAGUGGAGUUUCAGUUAUCUGCCAUGUUUGUCAAAAUUGUUGAAAAAUCGCUGAAAAUCUGUGCUGGGCCAUUCCACAUACCAACUAAAACUUUACAAUAAAACAAUAAUUUCUUUUCUGGGUGGGUGUAGUUCGAAUUUCUGUUGUGAUUUCAAUCUGUGCUUGCAUAAUGUUCAUGUUUUUUUACCAAUAAAUCAUCCCUUUUUAAUAAUAAACCUGUAUAUUCGCACCAGACCAGUGUUAGAUUCCGAAACAUAAUGUUUGAAUCGUCGGAGAGGACAAGUGACAAGUCCCACCAUACAUGCCAUACUACCGUCCAUUCUGACAUGCUCAGCCUGGGUGUGUCACUCCGCACCCAAAACCCAGGCCAUUACCAGGUAUUUCUAGUCAUUGUAAGGUCGUUCGUCUUCAGGAAGGAAAGAUGCUGACGGAUAUUUAGAGGUAUUUCUCAUGUUUAUUGGAUGUGGGGUGUAAACAUUCUCUUGGCCCGGUUCUUACUGGUGUGUUAGUUAGCCCCGACGAACCUCUGGGUGUGGCCAUCUUGAUUGUGAUGAUGGGUAUGGAUGAGCUGCUAUUCACGCAUACAUGAGGUAUUCUCACUCAGCAGGGCUUUUCCAUCCGUGUCUUGAAGUACAGAUGUUGGUGACACAAAAUCAAAAACUUUCACUGAAAAAUAAUGGAAUCUUAAAAUAGCAGGUGGGUCGAAUCUUGACCUUACGACUUAAAAUGCACAUUGGACUGAGUCAGAGUUACAUUGUGUCCUAUUUUGUCACGGAAGAGAAAAAAAAAGCCACACUUCAAGCGCCGAGGGGAUGGAAAAACCCUGCCCAGUUGUUGCAGUCUGGAAUUUCCCAGUUGCAGUUGCAUUCAUAUUAAGCCGAACCACUUUGUUAUCCAUCAAAUGCAAAUCAGACAUUCUCCAGUCCAAAGCAAUAUGUACUUUUAGGUUAGAAAAUAUCAAUUAAAAAGUAUGGUACAUGACAUGUAGCCUGAAACGAGUGUAAGCCCUAUGAAUCUAUUGAAGGGAGGGCUUUAUAGCAGAUACAGUUUAGAAGGUGUGUUUCCAAAUACAUUAUACAUUCAUGCUCCACUUUCAAUCUACAGUGUGUUUGUUUGAAGUCUCUGCAUCACUCCUCCUCAAUUCCUUUUGAAAAAAAGACACUCUACAGGUCUUUAUGUUCUGGAAAAUAGUAAAACUUGUACGAUUUUUAUGAAGUCACAAUUUUCAGAAAUAGGUUGAUGUUGUCAGGUGAUGAUGCACUUUGAUCAUAAGUUGUUGUAACAUAGGUGGGCCAUCAGUACAUUAAUGAAUAAGUGUAUGUAAUUUCUGAUUAAGAGCUUUAACAGCCGUCUCCUCACACUAUCAAAUACCAGCUCAUACUUAGGAAGAAAGACCCACAUCAUUUAUCAGAGGUUAGUGAUAAACCCUGCACAAGGUAGUGGCAUUUUGAGACAAUGUGAUUUCUGGAGAAUUCUUCCCCGUAUGAUAAAAAUAUUGUGACUUCAAAUAUUAGCAGCAGUAGUUGGAAAGCCAAGCUAGAAGUUUAAAAAAGUAAGGGUCCAUGGAUAGUUUGGGUUGGCCUUUGACAGCGUAUAAAGAAUUUGCAUGAUUGAAAGUUUACCAACCAUAGUGAGUUUCCUCCACUUUCUCAUUUACUCAAAUGCCAUCUCCUCAGCCCCUAGGGGGUUCAGGUGUUCUGCUUCAGUGACUGGUCCAUCGGAAUGAAGAGAAGAAGACACAAGGUGCAUAAUUUAACAUAGUUUUUCUUUUGUAGUCUUCUGUGUUGAUCAUGCUCAAAACAUUCCUGCAUAAUGUAUUAUGAAUGCUGGUUCCCCAGAAACUACCUUGGCUGCAGAAUGAAUGUGCUUUAAUUUAAAUUUUUGAAUUGAUGUGAAUAUGUGAAAAUCAGUUGUGAUACUGUCAAUCUGCAAAAGUUAAUGAGUCCACUCUUGUCCAUGUAACUCACAGGGCAGAGCAAAAUUAACAGUUUUAUACCCCGAAAUUAUGUUGGGUUGUGCUUUAGCCAUAACUUGCGCCGUAUUUGACCUUUGAGCCAGGGUAGUUUUUAUGCCAGCCCGAUGGAUGAUGUGACCAGAAAGAAGACCACAGGUAACCAUUAGAUUUCAGUAACCAUCUAAGACUAUGAUUCGUGUUUUGCUAACACCUGCGUAUUUCUGUUUGUUUUUGGCAGCUUUCUCAAGGAUUUUAUGCCGGACAGCCAGAAGAACAACUCUUGAUUGGUUUUGACUCCACAGUGAUGUUCAUGUGCGAGGAUUACUCAAUGUUGGAUUGAAGAUGUGAAGAUAGGGUAUGGUGAUGAGGUGAUUUGUACAUUUUAGAUGAUACUCCUUGUAGUGGUAGUAAAAUUUUCACUUUUUGAUCUUCUUUCAGAAUUAGAAAACACUUCUAAAUUUAUGAUGCCAUUUUGGAGUGUAUCUAUCGAAAUAUAAUAUCAAAAAUGAACCAUGCAAUUUAAUCAAUAAUAAAAAUGUUCGAGUUAUUUCAUUACAAGAAGUGAUUUUCGAAAUUUUCUCCAAUUGUCACCUAUUUCAUCACAAGCAAGUUUUUAAAAAAAUAUUUUUUGCAGUUGUCACCACUUGUGAUAAAAUAACUUCUCACACUUUAAUCAAUUUUGUGAAUAUCUUUGAUUCAAUAAUGAAGACCUUUCUGGAGACAUUCCACAGUUAUAGUUUCAGAAACCGUUUUCCCUCAGUUUCAAAACUUUCUCCUUUUUAAGUUAUAGUUAGGUGUGUCUCAGUUUUGUCAGACCGUUUGAUUCGAUAUAUUUCAAGCAAUGAUAAAACUAAAGAAUAUAACAUUGCCUGUUCAAUGUUGCAAUCUUGAGAAUGUGGAAUAAUGAUCGCAGUAUUGUCUUGACAAUUUAGUCAUUAACACCUUCAGCGCCGAACCACGCAGGUCGGCGUAGCCCAAAUCCCCCUCCCCUUUGAGCUGGUAAUCGGAGAUCUUAUGGACUUCAUGAAAGAACUACGCCAUCGCCAUCUUCAGGGUAAGGUAGGAACCGAAAAGACAACCAUCGCCAUCUUCAGGGCACGGUCGGAACUGAAAGACCGUUGGUCUUUUCAUUUCCUAUCUUGCCCUGAAGAUGGCGAUGACGGACGUUGGUCUUUUCAUUUCCUAUCUUGCCCUGAAGAUGGCGAUGACGUAGUUCUUUCAUGAAGUCCAUGAGACACCGAUAACCAGCUCAAAGAGGGGGGAUUUGGGCCACGUAAAUCUACGUGGUUCGGCGGUGAAGGUGUUAAUGAAUGUUAGGUAUUCAUGGCUGUUUGCCUGAUCAUUUUAAGCAUGCAUCAUGAUCCUGUGCAUGAAAUGUGUACAUGUACAUGUACAUGUAUAUACCAUUGCUGCAAUUAAUGUUGUGCUCUUGUAUUAUACAAUGUAGGCCAGCUUGAAAAAUCUUGUUGGUAUGUUGCAACACAUGUAUUAUUGGCAUCACCCACAACUACCUUUACUUGUAAAUGUUGGUGUGAAUUAUACUCUCCUUUCGUGAAUCCUUGCAACAUGUAACUCAUAUGUCUGUACUUGACUUGUUUUUAAUCAGAAGCUUGACUGCUAUUCUAGGAUGGUUCAUAAAGCUGGCAAUCUUGUAUGAAGUUGUUGCAGACAAUGACUUGUGCGUGAUAUCAAUAUCAUCAUGAAAUGCUUAUAAGCAAUUGGCCGCUAUGCUUAGUUGAUUGUAGAAGAGUAAAAUAUUUGAGCGAUAUUUGUGUGACAGUCCAAACCAAAAAUUUUGAUUUAUGUUUGGAAGCGUGGAUAAGGGAUGUAUGUUUUUCUUUUACUUUUCAUGGGUCCUUUUUGCAGAAUUAAGGGGGUAAUUAUGUGGAAAAUGUUUGGGUGGGAGUAGGGGAUGGAAUGUGGAAGAAGUUGUAAGUGUGAAGUAUUUGUCGGCAUCGGCAUAUUGUAAACUUUAUAUGGCAGUUAAUUAAUUUGAAUGGUAAGCUUGCUUUGUAAAGUGAUGCUGGUUUUUGCUCAUGUUUUUCCUUCAUAGAUCUAGACUGAAUGCCUGUUCAAAGACCUGUCUGGUCUAAAGACUCAAGUCGAAUUGAGUCGUAAUAACUAACAAGAAUGUAGCAAUAUUUGUGCAAAGAUUUUCUGUCACUACCAUGAGAUAAUAAACACUUCUGCUUUUGUA
Messenger RNA from Lineus longissimus, 6467 nucleotides. RefSeq names its product luc7-like protein 3. Gene Ontology annotation, biological process: mRNA splice site recognition. The record is from RefSeq and is a predicted model, not a curated record. The coding region runs from base 9 to 1550 and encodes 513 amino acids. Gene Ontology annotation, molecular function: mRNA binding. NCBI's taxonomy places the organism in Eukaryota, Metazoa, Nemertea, Pilidiophora, Heteronemertea, Lineidae. The transcript is spliced from 9 exons. Gene Ontology annotation, cellular component: U2-type prespliceosome; U1 snRNP.